Myxocyprinus asiaticus (Chinese sucker) is the source of this 2784-nucleotide messenger RNA. RefSeq names its product major facilitator superfamily domain-containing protein 1. The coding region runs from base 265 to 1656 and encodes 463 amino acids. Lineage: Eukaryota; Metazoa; Chordata; Actinopteri; Cypriniformes; Catostomidae. The transcript is spliced from 17 exons. The record is from RefSeq and is a predicted model, not a curated record. Gene Ontology annotation, molecular function: transmembrane transporter activity. Gene Ontology annotation, cellular component: lysosome. Gene Ontology annotation, biological process: transmembrane transport.
GUCGCUCAAAACAACAGAUCAGUUUUCAUAUCGCCACAGAAAAUGAACCUGUGAAUGGCUUACUUAUAGUUCUGCAAAUGAAGCUGGGAUAGAAGCAUUUUAACACAGAAAAAGAGAACUGAAUAGUUUGCACGGACAUCACAUGGACUAUGUUCGAAGUAGCAUACUGCACUUCAUGAGUAGUACAUGAAGUAGUACGGAAGUUUAGAAUCGCUCGUGAUCAUGUGACUGUCAGCGGUCAUGUGACAGUGAGUGUGUGUGAAGAUGGCAGAGAGACACGAGCAUCAGAGUCUCCUCAAUGAAGAUGAUGAAGAUGAAGAUCAUUAUCAGAACUCAAUGAAUCCGGUGUGUGAUCCGAAUCAUCUGCUGCACCGGAUAGUCGUUCUCAUCUUCAUGUGUUUUCUGGGUUUCGGAAGUUAUUUCUGUUAUGAUAAUCCAGCUGCUCUUCAAACUCAAGUCAUACAGGAUAUGAAUCUUAACACAGCGUCGUUCAUGCAGCUGUACGCAUGGUACUCGUGGCCCAAUGUUGUUCUGUGUUUUCUGGGCGGUUUUCUUUUGGACCGGGUGUUUGGCAUCAGGUUGGGGACAAUAAUCUUUGCACUGUUUGUGUUAUUAGGACAGAUAAUAUUUGCUGCUGGCGCUCUGGCUAAUCAUUUCUGGCUGAUGGAAGUGGGGCGUUUUGUGUUCGGUAUUGGCGGUGAGUCGCUGGCUGUCGCUCAGAACACAUAUGCUGUGAACUGGUUUAAAGGAAAAGAACUGAACCUCGUGUUUGGUCUACAGCUCAGCAUGGCCAGACUGGGCAGUACAGUGAACAUGAACAUCAUCGGUUGGGUGUACGGCCGCAUUCAGACUAUGACAGGCUCUGCUGGACACACAACACUGGGAAUAACACUCAUGAUCUCGGCAUGCACUUGUCUCUUCUCUCUCAUCUGUGCUCUGGUUCUGGGGUUUCUGGACAGACGGGCCGAGAGGAUACUGAACAAAGAGCAGGGCAAGACCGGUGAAGUGAUCAAGCUGACUGAUGUGAAGGAUUUUCCCAUCUCUCUGUGGCUCAUCUUCAUCAUCUGUGUGGGAUAUUACGUGGCCAUAUUCCCAUUUAUCGGACUGGGACAAGUUUUCUUCAUAGAGAAGUUCACUUUCACUCCUGUCCAGGCCAGAGCUAUCAACAGUAUCGUGUACAUCAUCUCGGCUCCUGCAUCACCUCUGUUGGGGUUUCUGGUCGAUAAGACGGGCAGGAACGUCAUGUGGGUUCUACUGGCUGUCGUUACCACGCUCAUCUCUCACAUGAUGCUGGCAUUUACCCUCUGGAACCCCUGGAUCGCCAUGUCUAUCUUAGGUCUAUCGUACUCUCUGUUGGCUUGUGCUCUCUGGCCGAUGGUGGCAUUUGUUGUAGCAGAACAUCAGUUGGGAACUGCAUACGGUUUUAUGCAGUCCAUACAAAACUUGGGUCUGGCCCUUAUCUCCAUGGCAGCAGGAGCAAUCUUAGACAGCAAAGGUUACCUGUUCCUGGAGGUGUUCUUCAUUGCCUGUGUUUGUUUGGCUCUGAUCGCUGUGGUGUUGCUAUAUCUCUAUGAUUAUAUCAAAGAGGGGGAGCUGAACCUGUCUGCGUCAACACGAGCCAAACGCGCCAAAGCUUUAUCUGAGUCUUCUGAGUGAAGGUGCCUCUGACCUCUGAGCACCUGUCCUGCAUCUGUCCUUUACCACGGGUGUUUCUGCACUAAACACUCUUCUGUCACUCGUCACUGAGCACUUCAGAUGAGCACAUCUCUCGGUCACUUCUCUUAACUCAUCAUGAGACUGUAGGAGUCUGAUAUAAUAACAGACAGAAGAUCAGGAGGCGUUUGGCCUUGAACAGCACUUAUGUGAAUAUGAUUGAACGCGUUGAGGUGAAUCUUACGAAACCUGCAUUCAUAAUGAUCCCAAAAUCAAAAGAAAAAUUCAAAGUGAUAUUUUGCUUAAAUGAAGCCUUCUUUAGUCCCAUUAACAUUUCAACAUGAAGACUGACAUUAUUUUCAUGACACGUAGGCACAUUUAACCCCCAAAUUUUCAUUACCGUAAUGUAAAAAAUAAUGAUAUAUUAUUUAAAUACGUGUUUAAGUAUGCAUCAAGUCAGUAUUUGUUGUACUGGAUUUAGUUUAUGCUGAUUUUAAUAAAAAAAUGUCAUUGUGUCUAGACAGAAUGGUUUUAGGAAUCAGAUUUUUAAAUCACAGAAAUGAGUUUUUUUGUUGUUGUUUUUUUGUGGCCAAAUAUGACCUGGACAUGUUUACUUGUUUUUUACUUGUUGACUCAGGGAAACAUGAGUUAGUUUAUUAAAUCAUCAGGAUUGGUGAUAAGGAGAAAUAUCUAUUUGCAUUAGAGUCCAUGAGGAUUUAUCAGUGAACAAGAGAUGUGAUUAUUUCAGGCCAAAAGUACUUUUAACAAACAAUGCUACUUCUAAAAACACCUCUGGCUUUUUUGGAGCCACAGAAAGUAGGACUUUUAUUUGUGGCCUUUUUUGAAAGCACUUGUAAGACUCUGUCUCAACCAGUACUGUUCAUGUUAAUAAUGUUUGUGAACUCUCUGAUAAACUGUCAUUGUUCUUGUUUGGUAAGUGCAUCGUCUUCUCACAAGUUUUAUAACCCUUAAGAGUUCGAGGGAGAUUUAUAGUUCAGGUUCGACUGACAGAUGUUAAUGGAUUUAAAAUUUCACUAAAUUCUGAAUUCUCAACAUAACUCCGAAGCACAUGUUUUAGCUUUAACUUUUAUUUCUUUGUUUUUUUAAUUGAUUAAAUGUUUUGAACAGUGA